AACCAACGUUCUGAUUGGUGCAUAAUCCAGUUUGUACGUUUUUGAGGUUAUGUGUUUUUAGAGGUUAAUUUUUAUUAUUUUUCAAAACAUGGAAUCUCAAAAAGUCACCUUCUGUAACGAAAUCUCCUUAAUGAUGUUCGGUUUCGGCGACAGCCACAAGCCCAACCCCGAAACCGUGCGUCUGGUCGAAAGUAUCGUGCUGAAGCAGCUGCGAACCAUUGUCCAAGAAGCCCUCAAAUACUCCGACAACAAAAACCUCAAAGGCAAAGAACUGGUGUUUUUGAUGCGGCACGACAAGCACAAAAUGCGGCGCUUCGUCCAGUACUUGAAAAAUAAACAACUUAAAGCGAGUUUGCAGUCGAUGAAUUCGAGCGUUAUUGAAGUGGACAAAGACCCUAAGCCUAAAGGCGAGCUCAUGAAGUUUAUAGAGUACAUCGACGAGACGGGCGAAUUUACGGAUUUUUCGGAAGUUGAUGAGGUGAAGCAGUCGCGCUUGUUGCGAGCUGAUAGAAUUUCGCAGGCGCUGGACGAAAAAAGGUAUCUUGAGUUUUGUAAAGCGAGGGCUGUGUCGUUUUGUAGUAGGGAUAUAACGAGUCGGAACUCGGAGAAGUUGAGGCAGUGGAUUGAUCCAAGGAAGGAGGUUAAUUUUCAUUCGAAUGCUAUGGUGGUGUUGGCGUAUUUGGCGUAUCAGACGGUGGCGGAGAUUACUGAUUAUGCGCUGCUGGUGAGAAUGGAGGGUAAAUGUGGGGCGGAUCCGUUGAAUCACUUGUAUGGGUCUUAUUAUACGUCAACUAUGUUUAAUGGGGAUUACAGGAUUGGGGCUAGUGGUACAACAAAUUUGGACUACAGUAGGGUGUAUAGUGGACAACCUCCUAUUAGUGUGAGUGAAAUCAAAGAAGUGAUGCGAAGGGUUCAUUCUCCACAAGCUGGGAAAUUAACGUUUGGAGGGAAACUUCCAGAGACUCAUUUUUUAUUUGCUCUGUAAUUUUUGUUGAUGAUUAAGGGAUUUUUUUUGUUAC
Messenger RNA from Zophobas morio, 1019 nucleotides. RefSeq names its product transcription initiation protein SPT3 homolog (gene Spt3). Gene Ontology annotation, molecular function: transcription coactivator activity; protein heterodimerization activity. The record is from RefSeq and is a predicted model, not a curated record. Gene Ontology annotation, biological process: transcription by RNA polymerase II. Lineage: Eukaryota; Metazoa; Arthropoda; Insecta; Coleoptera; Tenebrionidae. Bases 89 to 985 code for a protein of 298 amino acids. The transcript has a single exon.